This is a messenger RNA of Hansenula ciferrii, 636 nucleotides long. RefSeq names its product Vps71p (gene VPS71). Gene Ontology annotation, molecular function: nucleosome binding. The transcript has a single exon. The coding region runs from base 1 to 636 and encodes 211 amino acids. Gene Ontology annotation, biological process: chromatin remodeling. Gene Ontology annotation, cellular component: Swr1 complex. The record is from RefSeq and is a predicted model, not a curated record. Lineage: Eukaryota; Fungi; Ascomycota; Saccharomycetes; Phaffomycetales; Wickerhamomycetaceae.
AUGACACUAGUGGAGGAAAUUAAUCCAAGAAUAGAUAGAGACUCAUAUUUCACAUCAUCAAUAAAUCUACCUUCAAAAUCAAAACAUAGGCCAACUUCAGAAGAUUUUAGACCAAGAAAAAGAUUAGCACCAGGAACUUAUAAUUUAGCUACAAUUGAAUCAAAUUUACAUGGAACUGGAUUAACAGAAGAUCUUGUUGAAACAAAAAAUUCAUUAAAAAGGUUUGAAGAAUUAGAUAAAGAAAAUUAUAAUGAUACUGCAAAAAUUGAAUUACCUAAAAAUGGUAUGAAUUUUGAAUAUACAAAAUUUGAAGCAAAUCAAUUAAAUUCUGAACAUUUAAAAUUUGGUCCAAAAGGUGGUAAAUUAAAACAAGGUUCCACAACACAAAUCAAGAAAAUUUUAGCAUCAAGGAAAACUUUAACAAAUUAUUUAGAUGAAGAUGAUAAAACAACAUCAAUUUUAUUUAACUUAGUAUCCAAAAAGAAAAAUUUACAAUUCUUAGUACCAAAUAAAAAAUUAUGUUCAAUUUGUGGUGAUAAUAGUCCAGGUUCUUGUGUUAGAUGUAAUUCAAGGGUUUGUAGUGUUAAAUGUUCUACUGUUCAUAAUGAAACUAGAUGUUCAAAUUAUUUUGGAUAA